AGAAUGCCGGCCCUAUAUAAGGCACAGCUAGCCCCACAGAGAGUUUCCAUCUUCCCAUCGCCAAUUCGCCAUCCCAUCUCGCUCUCUUGGACCAGCCAGCCUCCAUGGCCACAUGAAAGAGAGGGGCAGCCUAAGCUAGCUCCACACAUCGCUUUCACCUUGCCUUGGCUUGCCUAGUUGUCUUGGGAGUAAGAACAAGGUCGCCUUCGUCCUCCUCCCCCACCGCACGGUUGCAUUCGCGCCGCGCCAUUAUUACGACACACGGGCACACAGCACAGCUCAUCUCUCUCUCUCUCUCUCUCUGGCUUCCCACAAACACGGACUGCCGGUAUAGCCCUGAUGAAGCCGUCCUCUUCGACGGCGGCCGCCUUCUACGCGACGCUGGCCCGGGGGCUGGACGACCUGGACCGCUCCCUGGCGUCGGGGUCCUUCCUCUCGCUGCCGUCCCUCCGCGCCGCCCUGGCGCUCCUCCGCGCGGCGCACGCGGGGCUCACCCGCCUCGUCGCCUCCCUCCACCUCCCCGGCGGCGCCGCCUGGCUCGACGAGUACAUGGACGAGACCUCCCGCCUCUGCGACGCAUGCGCCGCGCUCCGCCUGGGCGCCGCCGCCAUCGAGGCCUUCUCCGCCUCUGCCGCCCACGCCGCCUCCCUCCUCCAGACCUCCGCCUCAGGCGCCAGCCCCAACCUCUCCCGCCAGGUGACGCGGGCGAUCUCGGUGUGCAGGAGGGAGGCGUCGGCGCUCAAGGAGGAGAACAGGGCGCUGGUGGAGACGCGGGGCGAGGAGCUCGCACUCCGCCUCAGCGAGGGCGUGCCGCCGGACGCCGCCAAGGCGCUCAGCGGCUUCAACGGCUUCCGGGGCGUGCUCUGCGCCACCAGGAUGCUCGCCUCCUUCCUCCUCACGCUCCUCUCCUGGGGCCUGCUCCACUACUCGCCCUCCUCCCGCGCCGGCUCCACUGCUCCUGGGGACUGCGGCGGCGCCCACUUCGGCCCGGCGUUCGCGUCGGCGCUGUCGCGCGCGCAGCAGCGGGCGGCGGCGGAGGCCGACAGGGCGUCCGCGGCGGGGGCCAUGAUGUACGAGUUCCGGCGCGCCAGGACGGCCGUGGAGCAGCUCAAGGACGCCAUGGACAGGGGCGGCGGCAGCGGGGCGGGCGCCGCGGCGGAGGAGGUGGCCCAGUGGGCCGGGACGCUGCGGUCGGGCUGCGACGACAUGGUGGCGCUCAUCGACGACCUGUUCGACGAGAUCGUCGAGGGGAGGAAGAAGCUGCUCGACCUCUGCAGCGGCAGCAACUAACUUAACGGACUCACUCACUCGUCAAUGGCGCCGCCGGCUCUGCUUCUUCCACUUCCACCACCCUUGUGUGUUUCUUUCUUUCUUUGUUUGGGGUUCCCGACCGAUCGACCAAAUGCUGCCUGCCGAGUUCAUAACAGUUGGACAUGCUUGUCUGAUCAUAAAUGGCACCCGAAAUGGAUGGGGAAAAGAUGCUUUUAACUUCUUCUUCCAGUUUGCGCUGUACAGUGGAGUACGUACCCAUCCAUGAUUAAGGCUAACCUAACCUGCUGUACUGUAAUUAACGAUCUUCAGAAAUAAACAAUUCUCACAUA
Molecule: messenger RNA, 1601 nt
Organism: Brachypodium distachyon (stiff brome)
Lineage: Eukaryota; Viridiplantae; Streptophyta; Magnoliopsida; Poales; Poaceae
Exons: 2
Coding region: 340-1290 (316 amino acids)
Source: RefSeq, a predicted model, not a curated record